AAAUAUAAGUAUAGUAAAAGGAAAUGCUUGGCAGAAAAUGAAUAGGAUGGAGAGACUUGUGGUGCUUCCUUUCUCCGUCGGAUGUAUAUCCGACUCAAGUGUUGCCGUUUUAUCUCCUCUCUCUAAGCCUCAUCAUCAUCAUCAUCACUCUCCUCAAGGGAUUAUUCGUGAUCAGGAAGAGGAAGAAAACAUGACUGCAUUCAAAUUCCUUGCGGUUUCUAAACCGGAGAUUUCUACCGGUAUUAACCGGCUUUUCAAGAGCUUCAAGACCAUUUCUCAAAUCUUUGCUUACAAGGAAGAAGAGAGUGAAGAUGGAGAGACGUCAGGGAUGGAGAUAGGCGUUCCAACAAACGUAAAACAUGUUUCGCACAUUGGUUGGGAAAGCGGUUUUGCAGGUCCCGGUAAAGGAUGGGAAGAUCUCAUACCUCCGGAGUUGCUUGCAGCUGCCGUCGCUACAAAAGAAGACAUCAUUAAUCCUCAUCUUCAUCAAACUUCAUAAUUUAUCACUCCCUUUAUUUAUUUUAGGUUAUGUUUUGUACACGAAUCUAGACAUAUUUUGAUACAUAUGGGGAAUAUCUGAUCUAUGACACAUUUUAUGA
Molecule: messenger RNA, 599 nt
Organism: Raphanus sativus (radish)
Lineage: Eukaryota; Viridiplantae; Streptophyta; Magnoliopsida; Brassicales; Brassicaceae
Product: CRIB domain-containing protein RIC4
Exons: 3
Coding region: 38-499 (153 amino acids)
Source: RefSeq, a predicted model, not a curated record